CGGGAAAGAGCGAGACGUCGUCAAAAAUGCGAUAACGGUCACUGAGAAAUGGAGGCGGGAAAAAGCGAAAGGUCGUCAUUGCAAGGCGGUCCUUGCGACGACGAUUCGGCGAGGUCCCAGCUAGACCGAUUCUCCGUUUGUUGCCGUCGAUCACGAAGAUCAAACGGGCAGGAUCGCAGAAUCUGCAUUGUGAGCUCCUUCCAGUCAGUGACGAAGGGCGGGGGAGGGGGGAGAAGGGGGAGGAUAGCAGAGGAAUUCACAGCAGAGGCGAUUGAUACCGAGGGAGAGGCUGAGCGGCGGGGGCAAGAGGGGGAGGAGGAGGAGGAGGAGGAGGAGGAGGAGGAGGAGGAGGAGGAGGGAGAGGAGGGACAGGAGGUAGCCUCCGAGGCGGAGGGAGACAUGGUGCAGAUCCAGCUGUUUAGCUGGAUGGCGGGCCUGUUCUCCUUGGGUUUGCCCUCUGGCAAUGCCUUCACGCCUGUGGAGUCGUUGUUCGGAGGGGCAUUCGUGGGUGUGGCCGUGUACGUCAUGCUGGCUUAUUGUGGGAGGGAGGCGGCCAUUAGCCCCACCAUCUCCAAUCUGAUGUCGUUCCAAGAGAUCCGCUGGAGAGGGUUGUUUUUUAUGGGCACCCUCAGCGCCGCGCUGGCAUUCAACCAAGCGAGCUUGAUCAGCAUGGGCCGAUCGAGCCCCAACUACUUGAUGUACGGACUUGCAGGCGCGGCAGUGGGUCUGGGGAGCGAAUUCAUGGGAGGAGGAGUCGGUAGGCAUCUGUUCUACGGCCUGCCCAGACGUUCCGUUCGGUCUGUCGUCGCGGUGCUUGUGCUCGCCGUCACCGCGGUCUUGACUUCGACCUUCCUGGUAAAGCGCCCCAGCAGGUCCGGACCCUUCCUGACCCAACUGCCACCCAACUCCGUCCUCAUCACGCUGGACACCAUAGCCGGGGUCUUCCUGCUGACCUUCCUCGCCAUCCGUCUCCUCUACAAGAAGUUAUUCAUCGCUCGUUACACGGGGUUCUAUCUGACAGCCUUCUUCGCCGGAGUCGUCUUCGGAGCUGGCAUUUGCAUCUCAGGCCUCGCUCGGCAGUACAAGCUGAGCGCGUUCCUCGACCCAGGUGGCAGUUGGGAUCCCUCUCCUCUCGUAGCCAUCGGUGGCUGCGUGAUUCCUAACAUGCUGCUGUACCACAACUACCUGCAGGACCUCAGCCAUCCUCUCUUCGCGGACAGGUUCAUAACGGAAGCCAACGGCGCCGUUGAUUUCUUGUUGAUUGUGGGAGCGAUCCUCUUCGGGGUAGGGAUGGGCUUCUCCAGCCUGACUCCAGGCACUGCACUCGUCGGGCUAGUCACGCUAGAGGCCAACGUGCUGGUUUUCGUACUCUGCAUGAUGGUUUGCCUCACAGCUGGCCGCCUGUUCGUUCACUGGAGGAGGAAGGCCAAAAUCGCACGUGCCAAAGCCGCUAAAUCCUAAUCCCCCCCUCCACCCUCCCCGACUCCCCCCCUCCCCCCCCCACCGGCGCCCGAACAAGAAAAAAUACUAAGUAAAAAUCGCUACCAAUG
Messenger RNA from Chara braunii, 1550 nucleotides. The record is from the annotation of a GenBank genome assembly. Lineage: Eukaryota; Viridiplantae; Streptophyta; Charophyceae; Charales; Characeae.